This is a messenger RNA of Anopheles stephensi (Asian malaria mosquito), 9469 nucleotides long. RefSeq lists its product as uncharacterized. The transcript is spliced from 10 exons. Bases 1496 to 6328 code for a protein of 1610 amino acids. NCBI's taxonomy places the organism in Eukaryota, Metazoa, Arthropoda, Insecta, Diptera, Culicidae. The record is from RefSeq and is a predicted model, not a curated record.
AUCGAGAGCCAGCCGUUAGAAAUGGUGCCACAAGAGCGAACAGUUAAGCUGCCAGUGACCAAUAAAUCUUCAAUUUUCUUUUGAUUGCUUGCCGUUUCCACGGCUGCAGUUAACGUUAGUGGCACCGUGCGUUUUGCCAAGAGCAGGAACGUGUUUGUGGCGAAUAUAUAACUGCUCUCCGAGGUAUGUCUGCAUCGAAUCGGGUAUGAUGUGCCGCGUCAAAACUUAGCUAAUCCAUUGGCAAAGGAAAAGAGUGUAAAUGAAAAUAAACCCAGCAAAAUCAGCAACUGCUCAUCGUCAGCAUUACGCAGGAGAAGAGUUCCCUAUCCUUAACAUUGCUUCCCCCGCGUUCCGCCACUUCCCCUGAGGCUGUGUCUGAACAGCAGGCGGUGGCAACGCCAGACGUCUGGAUGGGGUAUUUCGGCCACAAUCCCAUACACCUUAUGUGCGACUGCUAACUCAUCAUCCCCGCAGUAAAGAAAGUACCUAUUGGGCCAGAGAAUAAUAAACACUGCACCUGGAAACCACCUGUCCCGUCGGAAGGUACGCUGUCCCAGUGCGAAUCCUCCUCGAAGUGGAAGAUACCAAACCCUGGCGUUAAAGUGAAAUAUACCUGGCACCAAUGUGUGUGUGUGUGAGCUGCUGCUGCUGCUGCUGCUGCUUGAGCCCCCACCUAAUUUGAAAACCAAAAACAAGCGGUUAAUGGAGUCAAGGAUUUUCCAAUUUAAUUUUCCAUCCAAACUUUUCCACACACCGUCGACCUUCCCGUACCGUGCUACAUCAAUGUUGAUCUAGUUUUCUUUUGCGAGUGUGUGGUUGUCUACAUUACUACGUACAAACCGAUACCCACUAAACCACCAUACACUUACGUAUAUGCACACAUACACACAAACACAUACAUACAUACAUCCAUAAAUAGAGGAUGGCAGCUGACAGCCCGAAAAGUGGAUGAGAGGAUGGUAAAAAAGGAAAUUAUCUGUCCGAUAAACCGAACUUAAUAUAAAACAACGUCGAAGACCACGACGACAGCAAGAAGAGGCCUCCAAAAAACGGUCCAGCAACAGCAGCUUGGUGUUGCGGUAAGGCUCGAAGAUAAUUGGACAUCAACAGCAGCCAGUGGGGCCAGUCGACCGUGCCGUGCCUAGUGCGUGUUUCUCUGUGUGUGGGGCUGUGAAGUGUGUUGUAAGUGAUAUUGUAUAUGUGUGUGAAGUGAACAGUACGAAAAAUAGCAGUAUUUGGGCACGGACAGUCAAAACCCUCCCCCACCCAAAAACUCGCGACAGUUCGCAAUCAAACACCCCUCCAAUCAUCCCAAUCCAUCAGCGUCGGUACCGGAAGCGAGUUUUGUCUGUGAGUGCGAAGACCGUUUGGCUGUUCCUGUCCGGCCAAACAAUCUACAAUGCAGCCGGCUGCGAUCGUCACCGUUGUUGCCGGUGGUCAGGUGAACUGUGUGUGGAAGCAUGUCAGCAGGCAGUAGACCCAUCCCGGAGGAACCAUGUCCGAUAGCGAGUUUGACCGGACGCUCGUACCCCAGGAGCAAUCGCUUGACUCCGUACCGUACUCGACUCCUCCGCUGGUACCACCGGUUGGGCCGUCCGAUUCGUCCAUCUCGACCGUCGUCGCACCCCAUUCCCGUCACCACCGGCUGGAACGGUCCGAAGGGACGGAAACGACGGUGGUGGCGACGACGCCGGAGACGGUGGUGGUCCCAACAACGGGUGCGUUUGCACUGCCACUGUCCACACAACAGCACCGCUUGCAGCUGUUCCGCUAUCCGAAUGCAUUAACGCGACACCACCAUCACACGCCGGCCACAAUCAACAAGCAUGAGCCCAAGCGCGCCUGUACAUCACUUCCGCUCUAUCUGAGCAAGGUGAGUGUACUGGAUGUAUUCGAGGUGCUGGAAGACGACCGCUCGCGGAGUGACCUGUGCUCACUUGCUCCGCGACCUGGUAUGGAGUAUGUGCCAUUGAGGACUCCAGCUGCCGAGACGUAUCACUACCAUCACGUCACUGAUCAAACAAAGUCACUACAGGAUUUGCAGAAUGAAGUCGCCGCUCUACUGGAGUUCCGUGAUCUGGUUAUUGAAACCUUUCCCGAUCUUAAAUCGAAGAUGGCUUCCUCAGCGGCGAACAGCACCCUUACCGGUCUACCAUCGACCUCAUCCCUGGGGAGUCGACGUGAGUGGGAGCCGGGAAUUCGGAUCCGGCGCAAACUAACACAGAAGGAAGUAGGCUGUGCAGAUGUUGUUGGCGGUAGUAGUAGUAUCAGCAAUGCCGGUAACACGAGCAGUACGACGAUCAUUCCCGGUGCCGGUGACGGUGGACCAUCGACGAGUGCAGGAAGUGCGAACGCGGGCACCACCGGCUCGAGCGCCUCCGCCAGCAACACCAAUGCGUCCGAUCUGACCCAUCAUCAUGCGCAUCACCAACAGCAACAUUCGUCGUCCUCGCUGAUCCGCAGCCGUAGCAACUCCCAUAGCGGUAAGAAGGAACCAAAGAGCGGUGAAGGCAACAACGGCAGUGUGAUACAGGAUUCGGGUUUCUCCAACGAAACGUCCUCCUCGAAGGAGACGCACAGUGCGGCAUCCUCGACGAGCGGUGCUGUGCAGGGAACGCUCAUCUUGCCCACGGCAACCAACCGGUUGACGACGGAUGCUGGUGGUGAACUGUGGAACCUGCUCGAUGUGAUACAUAGGAAAAGCAGUCGGCUCCGGGAAGAGGUCGAACAGCAUCUGGAGCGGGAGAGACCUAGGGGAACCAAUUUAGCAAUUAGUCAUCAUGCGCCGGUACACCACCAUCACCAACAUUACGUGCAGGGUAGUGGAGCCGGUGACAACAAUAUCAUCAUUCACCAUAGCAAUCCGGCAGCGGCGGCAACGGUGGCAACGGCUGGUACGACCACGCUGGUAGCCAACGUGCCCGUCACGCCAGUCACCACCUCCACCACGACAGUGGUGGUAUCGGCCGGGGGGGCGUCGACUGCCGGCAAAAGCUUCCAGCGACCGCAUCUGGCGGUGGGGCCGCAGCAACAGCAGCAGGGUGGUCGGUCCGGGAGCGGUACGCUAGCGGACGGUACCGAUCACAAUGUACAAAUACUGCGUAAAGAGCGCGACCGUUUGCUGGACAAGCUGUCCGAGUACGAGGCCGAAAUGAUAGCCGGCCGCAUCCAUUCGGCAAAGAUGCAGGACGAGGUGGAAAAGCUCACGCUAACAAUGCGUGACCUGCAGAAGCAGCUCGCGAUAGCUAACAAUCAGAAGCAGGAGCUGAACAGCAAGCUACAUGAUCUCGCAAAUACGCAAAAUGUAAAUAGAAGUGCGUCUAGUUCACCCGAGACAAUUAAAGCUCGACAGCAGCCGACUGUGUCGCAACAGCAGCAAACGUCACCGCAGCUACUACUUAAGACCGGCACCCCGCGGUACCACAAGGGAUCGGGCGUACAGGGCGAGAUGGACCCAUCCGGUGCCGAACUGUUUCCGAUGGUCGAAGCGGGCGCGGAUGGCGGUGGUGCGGUGGUUGACCCGAGGGCGCUCGGGUGGUUAGAUGGGUUCCUUGGUGCACCCUGGGUACAGAGGGUGCGCUCGCUCGAUUCGCAGAAGAUAGCCGCCAUUCUGCUCGAGACGAAUAUAGUCGGACUGCAGCGUCAUCUGCUGACGGUGACCGUACAGAACCAGAUAUUACAGCAACGGUUGGAUCAAGCGACAGGAUCGCGCACUUUCCUGCAGGAAAAGUUAGAAAAGUCGAAAGAAGAUAUAGAUGAUCUACGGUUUCAGCUGAAGGAGAAAUCGAUCGAACUCGAAGGUACAAAGGCUCAACUGCGUGUGAUCGAGUCAAAAACGUUGAGCAAGUCAGUACCAUCGUCGGCUGUCGGUAGCCCGGAACGGGUCAUCGGUACAGCCUCACCGCCACCAGCAUCGACUAUGCUAUCAUCCUCGUCGAGCACCACCCAUCUGCACCACCACCAGCAUCUGGCACAGCUGGCGAUGCGGCUGCAAUCCUCACAGGUAUCGACGCCCUCCAUGAAGGCUAUGACACCGGUCGUGAUGGAUGAUAUUGUGCAGCAUCAGCAGCUAAACAGCAGUACCGAAUCGACCCAGGAUCAUCCGGAGCGGGACAGCAUAGGUGGUGGACGGUUGCUACAUCAAAACUCACAGCAUCACUACCAUCACCAGCAGCAUCAGCAGCAGCAGCAGCAGCCACAACAACAGCCUCCAGAAACGCCCCGCCGUCGACCAUCUAAGAUACCGUUGCCGGGAUCGAAGGGUUCGGCUGCACCGAAGCCACCGACUGGCCGUAACUUUUCGGCCACUCCCACACCAACCACGCCGACGGCACCGGGCCAACGUCCGCUGGGAGGAGGCGCUUCGUCCGGACCACCGUCCAACCGCAGCCUAACGAAGAGCACCGGCAGCCUGUACGUGAAGUCAACCGAUGCGAACUCGUUCGGCCAGCAGUCUUCUCCUCAGCAGCAGCAGCAGCAGUCUCAACAACAACCACCACAGCCGAUGGCACGCAUGCGUGAUACUACCAGCACCAGCAGCGGCAGCCUUUACCGGGCCGAUUCCGCACUCAGUUGGCGCACCAGCAAGGACACGCCGUCGCUCGAAAAGUCCCGCUCCUCCUCGAUACCGGUGUCGGCCGGUAAGGGACCAGCUAGCGGGGCACCACCAUCGUCCCCUGCCAGCACGAAGGCGUCCAUCAUGGUGUACGGUGGUGCGGUCUGUUCCUCGCCGCAACCACGCGCCAAGCGCGACAACCUCACCAGCAAGGUAAAGAACUGUGAUUCGCUGUCCCGGUUGCAAUCGGCCCAGGUGUCUACGCACGCGGCCGGCAGCACCGGCCAGCUGAGCAAGUCCGGCUCCCGGAAGGAGCUUAGUUCCAGCCCGGGCAGCGGAAUUAGUAGCGGGGAGCGAAAGGCAAGUAUCGGCGGCAGCGGUGGCGGUGGUGUGAUGCGACAUGCCUCGACCGCCUCGAUCGGAUCUGCCGGACAAUCGGACGAGUCUGCAUCGGCUACAGUGACGGCGGCGUCGGGCACCACCACGGCAACCGGCAACACCAACGUCAAGGCUCGAAGAAACAACACAUUCCGAUUGGCGAAACCAACACUGGCACCGCUGACCGUCCCGGACCAUCAUCCACCGGCAGUGGGCAUCGUGUCACCACCGCCCCUUCCAGGCAUUGCGCCCUCACCGGACGCGUACGCGACCUCGCUGAAGGCGGUCGGCCGGGUGCGGUCACAAACGGCCACCGGAACCGUCACGGAGAAGGCAAACAACAGCAGCAACAACACCGUACGUCCAUCGUGCUCUACCUCAGCGCUGUGUGAUAAUGCUGGUGGGCCACGGGAUCUGAUAGCCGAAUAUCUAGCGGCAAAGAAUCGGGCCGCCAGCACGUUCCAGCAGCCACCGGUACCGCCGCCCAUCUUUCACAUGGCCUCGGACCGUCAGCAUUUACUCGUACAGCAGGAUCAGAAGCAGCGGCAGAUUGAUGAGCUCGCGUACAAACAUCCGAUCCUGCUGAUGGACGCCUCGGAGGAUGAUGAGGAGGAGGAGCGUGGUGGUGAUGGUGGUGUGCAGGUGGAGCAGCUGGACGAUGGUGGCGCGGAGAAGAAUGCUGGGCAGGAAUCGUUAAUAGUGCCACGACCGAAGAUGAAUGCAUUCCAGUCGAUCAAGGAGCAGCAAGAUGACGGACUCAGCUGCCGACUCGUCGGUAAGGUGAAUCCAAACAUACUGAAAACCUGGGAGCAACUGUUCGGUGGCGGUACGGGUAAUGCAUGCGCUCAUCAGCGCCGACCAGACAGAACACGGGCGGCUAGUGUGGAGGGUGAGAGCAGCAUCACGAUUACCACCGUUACGACCGCUAAGUCGGCAACAACGGUAACCACCACAACAACGUCCGGAGGAAGUCUAGCGCUCAGCAGUAACAUUACGUCGGAAGCCGGUAGCGAAGCGGACGAUCGUCAAAGUUGUCUGCUGUACUGUCCCCAGCAGCACACGCUCGGCGACGAGUUGUUCGAGUUUAAGGUGAAUCGGGCGGAACAUCCACCGGACCAGUCAUCAUCUUCCCGGCACGCACCGUCCCAGGUAUCGUCCUCCACCACCUGCACCACCGCCACCGCACGCAAUUCAUCCGACGGGGUUUGCGAUUUUUACGACAGUAUUGAUGCCGCCAGUACCUGUCUGGUUCCGCCGGCAACGGACACCGGCAAGGAGCAGGAAGAAAUGGGUGGCGACAUUGGCAGCUACAAUGAUUCGGCGGGCGGUGAAGCGUUGGCCGAGUUAACGUCGCUCGAUCGGAAACGGUUGCUGUGGUCGAUUGCAAUUGAGUAGCAGUAGUAGCGGCGUGUGUCCUGUGAGACAUCUGGAAAGGAUGUUUCUUUUAUCAGUAUUGUUCCGAAAAGAAAGCGGGGGGUCCAGAGCGGAAGCAGCUUCUGGGGUGUCUCUUCGAAUAUUAGUAUUGUUUGGUAGCGGCCCCAACACUACGGGUUUUCCUGCUUCUCGGUACUCGGCUCAGUGAUUCUUCGUUAAGGCGUUAUUUCGUUUGUAGAUGGACAUGCUCUGACAUGUUUCAUGUUUGAGGGGUUAGUUAUGUGUUCUGCACAAUCUAGUCAGCGCUGUGUGCUGUUAUUCCUUCUGUUGCAUCGCAUCCUUCAACAAACACACACACAUAUGUACACGAACCCAGAGACUAGAGACGCGCAGUUUGUUAUAGCUUUGGAAUUUUGGCAGGAUAUAAGUAUGACUGAAACAAGGACAUAGUAACAUGUGAAGAGUCAACCCCUCAAGUGAUGCGGCUAGAAUUACCUACUAAGGAGAAUUGAUGAGAGUAACGGCUUAACACAAGGAUGCUUUGAAGGCAAGUAAUGUUGCCGUUUGCUCCCUGUCGUGUGAUACCUUCUGUUAUUUGCCCCUUGAAGCUUUGGUAGAGCCAGUAUUUCCAGAUUCAACCGUAUACUACAGCUCAUCAGAUGUCCCUUUGGCCGAUCCCAUCCCAUUGUUUCCUAUGUACAAUUACAGCAUAAUACACUCACAUAAUUUUAAAAAAUAAUCCUAAAACGAACCGAAAGUGGUCCUCCAAAGGAUCCGCAUGAUGCGACGGUAGUAUACACAUUCCAGAGUUUUUGGAUCGAUAUUAAUUCCCUAUUUCGGGCUGUAUGGAACGCUUGAAGGCAAACGUUGGUCAGUCGAUGUCGAUGGGUUAAAGCAACGAAGAAUCUUUUAAAGACAAAUGUUUCAAUUAUUUCUGCUCGAGUGAAACACAGUUAGCCUCAAAUGUGCUGAGAUUUUUUUUUUGUGGAAACUCCGUGCUGCAAAUAUGAUCUCUUUUCGAAUUAAUUGCUCCGCUGGAAGGAUAUUAUUGAAUUGGCCGGUCUAACAUUGCCCGAACCUAUGUUUCUUCCGCUGUCAGCGUGUUAAAACAAGCCGAACGGGUAGACCAGUGGAUGGAGCGUGAAAUACAUCAAGUAUUAUCGUGUUUUGAAAAUUACUGUGUGUCUGUGUGUGUGCUUUUCCUGGGGUUGUUGGUGAUUUAUUUUUUUCUUUAACGCACCCUCCACAUAUCAUGCAAAAAAAAUUGCCCUACGAAUGUUUCGUUGCCUUAGAUAAGCGUACCGUCACUCGGGAAUAGUUUCAAUAGGGAAGCAGCAAAAUUGUUACGACAGGAUGUCCAAGACGGGAGCGCGGAUAGAGAGAGAGAGAGAGAGAGAUGCGAUUAGAAAUUUAUUACGAUAACCCGGUUAAAAAAGGAUCCUUUCUCUCUAAAUAAAACCAAUUAACCUAUUGUAUGCCUGCGUGUUAACAGUAAAGGGGGCUAAAUAAGGUUUGUUAAGGGACAGAAAACAAAAUGGCUACUGAUAAUGUGAAGAACAAACAGAGAAGCGCAGAGGUGCAGUAUGUGCCGAAUAAGCGGGUAAAGAAGAUCUUAAUGUAGAAUUAUAUAUAAAUACGGGCAAGGUCAGCAAAAACGCACGUGAUAUAGCAAAACUGGAGAUUGGAAUGGAGAGCAUUACAGGACACACAACAACAAAAAAAGAUGGUUAUACCAUAUGAUCGGUAAUCCCUGGCGUACAGACACGCAAGAUGCUAUAGUAAGAAUCAGGACACAUCCCCACAUUAGGUUUCCGCACUGUAAAUAGAUUUAUACAAGUCGAUCUUUUCUCGCAACCAACGGAGCAAUAGGAAGAAUAGGUUAUGGAAUGUUUGGAGCUUGGAGCAGUGGUGGUAGUCAUGGGACCCUGGAGACCCUGCGAAUGCGUUAGAAGUCGUUUUUUUUUUUAAUGGAACGAAAGCAGGCUGAAUAAUUCAUGUAACUCAUUAGUGAAUGCGAAAAAUAUAUCUAAUCAACCGAAACAAAGAGAGAUAGAGAGAGGGGGAGAGAAGGUAGUAGCAUACGAUAGUUGCAACAACUUGAGGCUUAAGGAUAAUGUGCAGCGCAACUACUACCGCUGCGACUACUAUUACUACUGCUAAUAACUAACUACUACAACUACACAACCAUCCUAUUACACUAUCUACUACAGCGGUCGCUCUCCCCCGUUUGCAAACUCCUUCCGUAGAACUUUAGGUACGCCACCGACGCCUGGUUGCGUGGUAAAAGGGAAUUCAAGCAAACAAAGCGACGGUUACAUUUUAAGCAAUGGUGGUGUGUGUCGGUUUUUGGCAAGAGUGUAAUAUUUGGGGGACGAUAAACUGGCAAGCUGAAUUGAUGAUGAUUACACUAUCCAUGAUGAUUACGGAUUAUGAUUAUUAUUACUACUACUAGUAACUGCUAUUGCGAAUUAUUAUUAUUAUUAUUAUUAUUGUAUGAAUUAUUAUUAUUGUGACUAGCGGCGCGGGGCUCAUCAUCGAGCGGCCACACAUCAUCCCAGGGUGUGGUGCGUGAGAUAGUGGGGUUUACACGAUCGUCAGACGAAUGAUUAUUAUAAUUAUUAUAAUUAAUACAACGGGAACCUACUUGCGGAACUACAAUGGGCAGAACCUCCAGAAUGGACGGAAGUGAUUAAUAGACGGAUGGGCGCGGAGCAAGACGGGGGAUAGUGUAGAAAAGCCGAAGAGGAUUUCCUUCUCAAACUGAUCGAUGGUAUGGCGAGACGAUCAGGAAUGGGAGGGCGGGGGGGAAUGGAAGAGAGGACGACGAACGCUGCUAAUCCCCCUGCAUCCAUGUUGAAAAAUGCUAGUUAUAUAUUUGAAAAUUUCAAAUUACAGUUGUGUAUUUCAAAGAAUUAAAUCGAAAAAGCAUUGAAAAGAGCGAAAGUCGUAAAUAAAAAAAAAACAAAACAAAACAAAAUAAAAUUAUUACAAAAAUUCAUACGAUUUAUACCUAUAACGGGGUAAGGUAAAUUUAGUUUGCUUGCUUCGUUUUUGUUUGUUUGUUGUACCGCGUUGGGUAUAGUGAUGGAUGAUUUUGUUUUUGGUUUUAGUUUGGUUGGCAAAAUUGAAGUAAAUAGUGGUUUGCAUGGCAAAGUUAAAGCA